UUAUCAAGCAGCAUAAUGCACAAUAGACACUUUUUGAUUCAUUAAAUUAAAAUUAUUAUUUUUGUACAUUUACCUAAAAAAAAAAAUUUCUUAUACGGGCUAAAACAUUUUAUUUGAAUUCAAUUAAACAAGAAAUUUUCGGUUUUCUUCGUAUAUAAAUAAAGUUUUCAAAUUUUAAGAAUCAACAUGGCGAAUGUCGAACAAGGAAGCAAAGGCUUUGAUCCAUUUGCAGAAAAUUUGAUCAUGGAACAUUCAAUGACUGACGGACAAACUCUUACGCACUUGCUAAAGGCUGCUCUAGGAACGGGUAUUUUGUCGAUGCCAAUAGCUUUUAUGUAUUCAGGACUGUUUAUGGGAAUAUUUACAACAAUACUCACAGCCAUUAUUUGCACACAUUGUGCUUAUGUUCUAGUAAAAUGUGCACAUAGACUUUAUUAUGCAGAACAACGAUCUCAAAUGACAUUUGCUGAAGUAUCAGAGAGAGCCUUUUUGAGAGGUCCGAAAUGGGCUCAAAGCUGUGCAGUGUGUAUGAGGUUUCUAAUAUUGUUUGCACUGUUUCUAACGUAUUUUGGAACUUGUUCCGUCUAUACUGUGAUUGUUGCUAAAAAUAUACAACAGGUACUUGAACACUGGACAGGACAAUUACUCAAUGAUCGAGUUCUAAUUGCAAGUUUAUUAAUUCCAUGCAUUCUGCUGACAUGGGUGCCCGAUCUCAAGCGCUUAGCUCCCAUUUCAAUGGUUGCAAAUAUAUUUGUAGCAAGUGGUCUUGCUAUAACAUGCUAUUACCUCUUGGUUGAGAUACAACCAAUUGAGGAUAGAAAAUUCAUGAAAUUUGAAACAUUGCCAGCAUUUUUUGCGAUAACAAUAUUUGCUUUGGAAGCGAUUGGAGUAAUGUUGCCUCUGUCGAAUAGUAUGAGAACUCCGACACAUUUUCUUGGUCCUUUUGGUAUUCUCACUCAGGGAAUGCUUGGAGUGACAUUACUUUGUAUAGUAAUUGGAUUCCUUGGUUAUUGGCGAUAUGGUGAGGAUACUGCAGAAACUAUCACUUUGAAUUUGCCAGUUGAUGAGUUACCUGCACAGCUUGUGAAUUUGCUGAUUGCCUUGGCCAUGUUUUGUACAUUUGGAUUGCAAUUCACUGUUUGUCUGGAAAUCACGUGGAAUGGGGUUAAAAAAUAUAUGCUGAAUGGUUCACUCCUUGGAAAUUAUAUUGUUAGAACUAUCCUUGUUGUUGCUGCAGUUGGACUUGCAGUAGCAGUGCCUUCCAUUGCUCCAUUCAUGGGUCUGAUUGGUGCUUUCUGCUUUUCUAUUCUAGGAUUGAUUAUGCCUGUUGUCAUUGAAAUAAUAAUGAAUUUGGAAACUGGUUUUGGCAAAUUCAAUUGGAUUAUAUGGAAAAAUAUUUUGAUAUUAUUUUUUGGAAUAUUUGCAUUAAUAUUUGGAUCGAAGAGUGCUAUAAAUGAUAUAAUGAAAUUGUAUGAAUAAAAAUUAAUUAUGUUUAAGGA
Messenger RNA from Episyrphus balteatus (marmalade hoverfly), 1499 nucleotides. Its product is annotated as proton-coupled amino acid transporter-like protein pathetic. NCBI's taxonomy places the organism in Eukaryota, Metazoa, Arthropoda, Insecta, Diptera, Syrphidae. Gene Ontology annotation, biological process: amino acid transmembrane transport. The transcript is spliced from 8 exons. Gene Ontology annotation, cellular component: vacuolar membrane. Gene Ontology annotation, molecular function: amino acid transmembrane transporter activity. The record is from RefSeq and is a predicted model, not a curated record. The coding region runs from base 187 to 1479 and encodes 430 amino acids.